AUGCGUGUACUCAACAUAUCUCUACUCGUUGCCGUACCCAGUGCUGCUUCUCUGGCGCCUAUUUACAGGGAUCCGAUUGAGAACAGUUACUUAGUGAAAAUUAAGGAUGACCAAAAUAUUGACCAGUUUGUAAAGAAACUACCGGUACUCCGAAUGUCAGUGACCAAACGUUACAAAUCUUUCAACGGUAUUGCCAUCACUGCCCUACCCGAAUAUAUCAGCAUGCUUCAACAUAUGCCCGAUGUAGAAUACAUUGAACAAGAUGGUAUCUACAAAACAUCGGUUGAGUGGGGUUGCGAUCGUGAUGGUAGCGGUGCUCAUGUGUACAUCAUCGACACUGGUCUGCGUCACACCCAUCAGGAAUAUCAGAGACGCGCAAGCUACUUCUGGGAUUUUGAGGCGUCUAAUGGAGGUGACGAUUGCAAUGGCCACGGUACUCAUUGUGGAGGUACUUCUGCUGGAAUUGCGGUUUGUAUCGCUACGUCUGCUAGUCUUUACAGCGUACAUGUCUUGAAUUGUAUGGGAGCCGGAUCAACCGCUAAUAUCGUAGAUG
Messenger RNA from Saccoglossus kowalevskii, 553 nucleotides. RefSeq names its product alkaline serine protease ver112-like. The record is from RefSeq and is a predicted model, not a curated record. NCBI's taxonomy places the organism in Eukaryota, Metazoa, Hemichordata, Enteropneusta, Harrimaniidae.